GGUUUUUUCUAAAACGAUGCUACGACGCCUUGCGGUGGAGAUACGAGAUUCAUAGAAUAAAACAGAAAGGAUAGUUAUUUCUUUAUCAUACAUUUAAAAUUAAGAAGUUCAAGUACUAAAAGAUAAUGGCAAACGUAGAAAUUGACAUCGUAGGUGAUAUGCAAAUACCACAACAAAAACAAAAAUCUAACACUGGGUUUGAAUUCUUACAGAUACCACAACUCCCACUUAAUAACAUAGGAUAUCCUCAAGCUCAUGAAUGGAUUGAACACAGAAAAGCAAAUAUUAGAUCAUGGUCUUUGUUUCUUAAUACAAGCAAUAUAAGACCUGCUCCCAGUUUACCAAGAUUGAGUAAAAGAAUUGUUAGAAAUAUUGAAUAUUUCCAAAGCAAUUAUUUAUUUGUAUUUGUUGGAUUAGUUAUUUAUUGUUUAAUUACAUCACCAUUGUUGCUAUUCGCUGUUGUUGCAUCUCUUGGCACUUGUUACAAAGUUUCUCAGCGUCAUGCUAAACAGGAACUUAUGAUAUUCAAUCAUAAAUUAACAUUAGCUCAAGUUUAUACUUUAGUAGGAAUUUGUUCAUUACCAAUUUUUUAUUUGGUUGGUGCUGGUGCAGCUCUAUUUUGGGUUCUUGGUGUAUCCUGGUUUUUAAUAACUUUACAUGCAGCAUUCUAUAAUAUAGAUUCUGUAUUAUGUCCAGGAGAAGAUGAACUUAAUUCUUUAGUUAUGCAAGAAGCUUCAAAAUGUGGAACAAUUUUUAGUUUAUAUUUUCGUGAUGAAAUUCGUACAAUUGAUUUUGUACUUGUUUGGGAUGAAUACAAUGUAGAAGCUCAAACGUACCGUUGUAUUGAAUAUAGACGUAUAUUUGAAAAAAAUUUAGAAAAGGAAGGUUUACAAUUAGAAUAUGAACAAGCAGAACCAAAUGGUUUACAUUUCAUAAAAAUUCAUGCACCUAAAGAAGUAUUAAGACGGUAUGCUGAAAUAUUAAAACUUAGAUUGCCAAUGAAAGAAUUACCUAGCAUGAUGAUUUUUGAAAAUCGUAGUAAUACAUUAAUUAAAGAAGUCAAUUCAUUAUUCAAGAGAAUUAUGAAAAAGUAUUAUGUAAACCAAACAAUAUUUCCAACUUUAAAACAUAAUUUUACAGCUGUUUAUAGCCGUGAUAAAGAAUAUUUAUUCAAUUUGGAUUCACCAAAUUUUUUUACUACUGCAACACGUGCUAGAAUCGUACAAUUUAUUUUAGAUAGAACCAGAUUUACUGAAACUAAGGAUGAUGACUUUGCAUUUGGAAUAGAUAGAUUGAUUUCGGAAAAAGCAUAUAUAGCCGCAUAUCCUCUUCAUGAUGGUGAUUUACAAGCACCAGAUUCUAUGAGAUAUCUCUUGUACAAAGAAUGGGCAAGCAUAAAGAAAUGUCUUCAUUAUCAACCAUUAGAUUACAUCAAAGAAUAUUUUGGAGUAAAAAUUGGACUUUACUUUGCUUGGCUUGGAUUUUAUACACAUAUGUUGAUACCUGCUAGUAUUGUUGGUCUUUUAUGUUUCAUAUACAGUUGCGCGACUUUAUAUUCUAAUGAACCAAGUGAAGAUAUUUGCAAUUUCAAUGGUACUAUUGAAAUGUGUCCUUUAUGUGAUCAUUUUUGUGGAUAUUGGGAUUUAAAAGAAACAUGUUUACAUGCAAGAAUUACAUAUUUAUUUGAUAAUCCAUCUACUGUUUUUUUUUCUAUAUUUAUGUCAUUAUGGGGUAUGUAAUAGUAAUAUUAAUA
Messenger RNA from Apis dorsata (giant honeybee), 1753 nucleotides. Its product is annotated as anoctamin-1-like. Gene Ontology annotation, cellular component: plasma membrane. Lineage: Eukaryota; Metazoa; Arthropoda; Insecta; Hymenoptera; Apidae. Gene Ontology annotation, biological process: chloride transmembrane transport. The coding region runs from base 126 to 1739 and encodes 537 amino acids. The record is from RefSeq and is a predicted model, not a curated record. The transcript has 7 exons. Gene Ontology annotation, molecular function: protein dimerization activity; chloride channel activity.